UACAUACUGCUAUGUCUAUGGUUUAUGAGUAGCGGUGACUCGCAAAUACUUCGAUUAUUCUAACUUAAAAUACCAACAGUUUCUGAGGGAGGACAAGAUUUCCCGUUUUGUAUUCAUUUUGUAAAAUAAUCGCAGCAAAAUGCCGGAAAGCGUAAAAACGGAAACGAAGUCGAGCAAGGAGAUAAGAAGUGGAAAAGAGGAAGAGAAAAAUGAACUCUCCGAAGAGGAUAAACUAUUGCAGGAGGAAUUAACUCACCUUGUAGAAAGUUUGCAAGAUCCCAAUACCAGUUUACAUUAUCCUGCUUUGGAAUCGUUGUGUUCUCAAAUUCGUGCGUCCACUACUUCUAUGACCAGCGUUCCAAAGCCGCUCAAAUUUAUGCGACCUCAUUACGACACAAUGAAAACUAUUUACGAAAAAAUAACAAACCCAAAAGCUAAGGAGCUGUGCUCCGAUAUCAUUUCAGUCCUUGCUAUGACUGUUGGAGAAGGUAGAGAAUGUUUAAAAUACAGGCUAACCGGAUCUGCAUUAGCUAUCGGAGAAUGGGGUCACGAAUACGUGAGACACUUAUCGGGCGAGUUGGCUGGCGAAUGGGACGAGCUUACGGACGACGCGGAAGCUACGAGCAAAAAGUUAAUUGCUCUGGUACACGAGAUCGUACCCCAUAACAUGGCUCAUAACGCAGAAACCGAAGCUUGCGAUCUACUUAUGGAAAUCGAGAGGCUAGAUUUACUAGAACAAUACGUGGACGAAAGCGCGUAUCAACGGGUUUGUUUGUAUCUAACAAGCUGUGUAGCGUACGUAGCAGAUCCAGAGAACAGUACUCUGCUUCACACUGCCGCUAAAUUAUAUAGGAAAUUUGGCCAGUACCCUCAGGCUGUGAGAUUGGCGAUGCAACUCAAUGAUUUCCCCCUUAUCGAAGAUAUAUUCACAAAAUGCCCGGACCUAUCUGUGCAGAAACAAUUAGCAUUUAUGUUAGGCAGACAGCAAAUUUUCUUGGAACUUCCCGAAUCUACUCCGGAGUACGACGAUUUGGUAGAAAUAAUGUCCAAUUCUUUGUUGAAUUAUCAUUUCCUGAAUUUGGCACGCGAGUUGGACAUAAUGGAGCCAAAAACACCGGAGGACGUGUAUAAAUCGCAUUUAGAGAACUCCAGACCUCCGUUCGGCAGCGGUCAAGUGGAUUCGGCGAGGCAGAACCUUGCGGCGAGCUUCGUCAACGGUUUCGUGAACGCGGCCUUCGGUCAGGACAAGCUGCUGGUCGAAGACGGGAACAAAUGGUUGUACAAAAAUAAAGAGCAUGGAAUGCUAAGCGCGACAGCGUCUCUUGGUCUUGUUUUGUUGUGGGACGUUGACGGUGGUUUAACACCGAUAGACAAAUAUCUCUAUUCGUCCGAAGACUACAUAAAAUCUGGCGCACUGUUGGCUUGCGGUCUCGUCAAUUGUCGCGUACGGAUCGAAUGCGAUCCUGCUCUGGCCCUACUUUCGGAUUACGUUCUGCACAGCAACAAUACUAUGCGUAUCGGCGCGAUCGUUGGACUUGGAUUGGCGUACGCGGGUUCGAAUCGACAGGCCGUCUUGAAUCUCCUGAUACCCGUGCUGAACGAUCCGAAAUCCAGUUGGGAAGUGAUAGGCGUAACGGGUCUUGCGUUAGGAAUGGUUGCAGUAGGUUCUUGCAAUGCUUUCGUUACGACAACUAUCAUGCACACUCUCAUAGACAAGCUGGAGACAAACCUUAAAGACACGUACGCGCGAUUUUUACCUCUAGGCAUCGGUCUGUGUGUCUUGGGGCAGCAAGAAGUAGCCGAGACUAUCAUAGCGGCUCUGCAGGUGGUGCCAGAACCGUUUAAAUCGAUGUCCACGACUCUGGUAGAGGUGUGCGCGUACGCCGGUACCGGAAACGUUCUUAAGAUCCAACACCUGUUGCACAUUUGCUCGGAACACUACGAGUCGUCCAACGAGAAAGAGGACAAAUCCGAUUCCAAGGACAAGGAUAAGAAAGAGGAGAAAAAGGAGGACAAGGAGAAGGAUCUGAGUUCCAGACAGGCGAUCGCCGUUCUUGGUAUCGCUUUGAUCGCGAUGGGAGAGGAGAUCGGUACCGAGAUGGCCUACAGAACGUUCGGUCACUUGUUGCGUUAUUGCGAGCCAGUAAUACGGCGAUCCGUUCCUCUGGCCCUCGGGCUCAUAUCCGUCUCUAAUCCAAAAUUAAAUAUUCUCGACACAUUGUCGAAAUUCUCGCACGACAGCGAUCCCGAAGUGGCGCACAAUGCAAUUUUCGCGAUGGGUCUAGUUGGAGCGGGUACAAAUAACGCACGACUGGCUGCAAUGUUGAGGCAACUCGCGCAAUUCCACGCGAAAGAUCCAAACAAUUUGUUCAUGGUGCGCAUUGCGCAAGGUCUGACGCAUCUUGGCAAAGGAACGCUGACGCUGUCUCCUUAUCACAGCGACAGACAGGUACUGAGUCCUGUAGCGGUAGCCGGUCUUCUAGCCACGCUCAUCGGUUUCCUUGAUGUAAAGAACAUAAUUCUCGGUCGGUCGCAUUACUUGUUGUACACGUUAGCUGUUGCGAUGCAGCCUAGGAUGCUGGUGACGUUCGACGAGAAACUAAAUCCUCUUGCUGUGCCAGUGAGAGUUGGUCUUGCCGUGGAUGUCGUAGGUCAAGCAGGAAAACCGAAAACCAUCACCGGGUUCCAGACUCAUACGACACCGGUUCUAUUGGCGUACGGUGAAAGAGCAGAACUGGCAACGGAAGAAUACGUUCCGUUGACGCCGAUUAUGGAAGGUUUUGUAAUUUUAAGGAAAAAUCCAGACUUCAUACCUUAACUAGGAAGCUAAAUGUUUUAAGUGGAAAAAAAAACAUAAUCCGUAUUAUUAUCGGUUCUAGCGUAAAAUACAAUUAAAGUUAUUGCGUGUAUACAAAUAAUUUUCUUAUAUACAUAAAUUACACAUUAAACAAUAAAUCCCAAAGGUGAUCACAACCA
Colletes gigas is the source of this 2976-nucleotide messenger RNA. RefSeq names its product 26S proteasome non-ATPase regulatory subunit 2 (gene Rpn1). NCBI's taxonomy places the organism in Eukaryota, Metazoa, Arthropoda, Insecta, Hymenoptera, Colletidae. Gene Ontology annotation, cellular component: nucleus; proteasome storage granule; proteasome regulatory particle, base subcomplex. Bases 140 to 2818 code for a protein of 892 amino acids. The record is from RefSeq and is a predicted model, not a curated record. Gene Ontology annotation, biological process: regulation of protein catabolic process; proteasome-mediated ubiquitin-dependent protein catabolic process. The transcript has 4 exons. Gene Ontology annotation, molecular function: enzyme regulator activity.